Messenger RNA from Aricia agestis (brown argus), 2970 nucleotides. RefSeq lists its product as uncharacterized. The transcript has 13 exons. NCBI's taxonomy places the organism in Eukaryota, Metazoa, Arthropoda, Insecta, Lepidoptera, Lycaenidae. The record is from RefSeq and is a predicted model, not a curated record. Bases 184 to 2778 code for a protein of 864 amino acids.
UCGAACUGUAAACAUAUUUUUAGAAUUUUACUAAAUAAUUAGAGAGUACAACAAAUGAGUGAUAAAUAAUGUUUUAUUUUUGUAUACCAUGAAGUGGUUACUUUAGUGAAACAUUCUGGUAUGAAUUGUACAAAUAAAAAGUAAACUGGAGCACUCAUAUACAGUGUGAAUGCUGGUGCCAAAAUGUCCGCCAACCGUGAUGAGGGGCCAGUGUACUACCGGGAAAUACAGAAGAAUGCUUACCUCAAGAGAAUACCCACUGACAUGAACACUAGUAAAUUACGGCCUCUGGGUCACAAGAAGCCGCCUCUCAAGCCGAUGUGGACGUUAUUCUGCGUGCACAACGGUCGGACGCCGUUCCUCGAGCAGUACCCGGACACGGACGCGACGGUGUCGCACCGGCCGGCGUGGCGGGCGUGCCUGCGGUCCGCGCGACACGUCACUGCCAGUGUGAAGCCGCAUGUCGGCGACGAGUAUGACUUCCUGGUGGACACCGAUCACGGUCCUGUGAGGAUGCUGGCGCCGGAUUGGGACUCGAUGCAGGACUGGGUGAGCAUACUCCGCAGCAAGCUGCACGAGCUGCGCAUCCUGUCGCGCGGGGAGAACGUGUACGGCGCGCCGCCCGUCGCGCCCCUGCCCCGCGCGCCCGCUCGCGACCCCACCUCCCCGCUGCCGCCCACGCCGCCCGUGCCGCCUGAUAGAGUGCCAGGCAUUGAAAUCGCUCCAACAAGAGCGGUAGAGCCAAAUGAAACCCGAGAUCCGCCAGCUCCGACCACUGAAGCUCCUUCCCCACCACCUACCACGACCACUGCAGCUACCAUCACCACCACGCACACAAUCACACCCAGUACAUCCAGCUUAUCAAAUCUCCGAGCGAACGGACCGAGCAACUUCAUCGAGCCAACCGAAGUGGACAUCUCCCAAUGGGAUGUACCCUUCUCAUCCUUACCCAGUACCAGCCAGGAUAAGAGAGAAAAGAAGAGUGUGGCGAAGAUCUGUGGACAGAAUAUAUGCCUCGAUGACUCUAUACUGAAGCGGAGUGUGGUGGAUUCCAAUGAGGAGUUUUUUCAGGAGCUGGAUAGGGACGAGGGUUUCACGCAGAGGUUGCUGGUGAAUGAUGAGAGAACUGAGGAAGAACCAAGCAUACCGCAAAGGUCAAAUGUGACAGUAAUCCAGGUAUCAAACAAGACCCCACACACGGCCAUACCAGUUAUGGGCGGCGAAGCUGAUAAUAUAUUCGACUUCAAUUUCAAACAGAAACUAAAAGUCACUCCAGAGGACUCCGACUUUGUAAAUAUUGUAAAUACUGAGGUUUCAGUCCAGAAUGAUAAUAAUAACGUCGAAAUUACUUCUACAAAUGAUACUGUUAUUUCUGAUCAUCAGACUGAAGUUAGUCACAGUCGAAACGGUACCAAUAAUGUUGAAGUUGUUUCUAACGGUAAUAUAAGGACCAAUAGUACAGAUGAAACUCCCAGAACGAACAGUUACGGGACAGUCUUCGAUAAUACAACAGAUUAUGGCCACAUUAGUCUAACUACGACUGUAAAUUUGAAUGUGGAAACGAAAAAUAAAGAUGGGGUGUAUGAAAGGUUAUGUAUGGCAUCGACAUCUAAUAAAACGGCUUCACCGUUGUCGAUAAGACGAAUACUAUCGACUGAUAAAGCGAGGAAAUCGUCCCUACCUAACUUAGAAGUAGCGUCAGAGUCGGCGUACGAAUGCUUAUUUCCAAAUGCCGAGAGCCAAAGAGAAGAAAGAAGUACAAAUGUGGACUCUAAUGUGCGGGUAGUCAGGGCGAAUGUGGAACGAUCACAAAGUCAGAGGGUGAAUGUUGAAAGGUCGCAGAGUCAAAACGCGUAUGAUAUAGCGCCACGGAGAAGGGAAAUUGUUCGGAUGCAGGAUAAUAGCCCAAAGAGGGAGAAACCUGAAAAACAGGAGGUGUUGCAACCGAAACCGAUAUGGAAACGAGGUUUGACGGAGUUGUCGCUGCUCAGCCGGCUGCGCGGUAUCGGACAGUCCAAGAGGCAGGACAGUCCCACGAGACAGAAUAAUGAAGACAGAACAGCCAAUUCGCCAGCGAAAGUGGUGCAUCGAUCCCGGCCGGUCAACAGGGUGGACAGCAGUCGGAGAAGAAGUAACUCGCUCACCAACGGUGUGCCGUGCGUCCCCGCGCCCGCACCGACGUCGUGCGGCGCGAGCGCGCUGCGCGUACGUCAGAUCGCAGCGCUGCGGGCGGAGCAGCGUCGCGGCGCGUGCCUGCCCGCCGCCGUGCAGCCGCGAGACCCCCCUGUGUUCGCUGACUAUGACAACCGCGUGUGGGUGGCGCGGUGGGGUGGCGGCAACCGCACGGGGCGGGUGGGGGACAGGCUGGUGGCGGUGGCGGCGGCGACGGCCAGCUCCGCCCACCUCGCCGCCACGCUCGUCAAGGCGGCGCGCACGCCCCGGGUGGACGUGCUGUUCCAUAGGAUACCGUUAGGUCAAAUAUAUCUGGUCAUUAAGAAGGAUACGGAGGCGUUAGGUAUAAAGAUAGACAGCGAGUGCUGUAUUACGGGCGUGGAGGCGGGGUCGGCGGCGGCGCGCGCCGGCCUCCCGCCCCCCGGCCGCUGGGCCGUCACAGAGGUCAACAACAGACCCAUCAACCUCGUCAAGGGUGGUCAGGAGGAGCUGAACCGUCUGGGCGCGCACGGCACGGAGGUGUCGCUGGUGCUGCAGCCCGCCGCGCUCGUCCGCAAGCUGCGGGCCGCUCUCAAGCCUACCAAGACGCUGCUGAGCUUCAAGUAACCAGGGUCACUUACUGCCGCACUCAGAGACUUACAACUGAUUAAUGUUCCACUCUGAGUAUGGCAGUUAGGUGUUGAUUACUAUACCCAAACAACCAAAUGUCUCACUCGGCUUCAAGAGAACUUUAGGGACUUGUCUAUGGAUUAAUCAUAAAGUUAAUAUACCUAGCUGAAUAGAGAAACAAAGGACUGA